CUAGCAAUAUGUGUGUGCAGAUAUACACGUGUGAUUCUUGCACACCUUAAUGAGAUGGGGAGAAAUCUCCGGCCUUGGAUUUUGUUGAAGUUGGCUGCCUUAGAUUUACAAGGCAGGGAAGCUGGCAUUGCGCAUUACUUGUUUUGUGUUUAUUUUAUUCUGGCCACUCUUGCUUUUGUAAGGAGUCCUCUUAACUUUAAAAUCAUCUUUGUUUUGGGCUUAUAGGGAUACCUGACAGGGAAAGGAAUAGAAAAUGAAACCAGAAUGUGAGCAGAACACAUUCCUGUAAUCCUGAAGAAUUGGGAAUACAGCCAGAAGAAUGUUUGAUGGAGAAAUGGCAAGUUUAACUACUAUUCUACAAACACAGACAGUGAAAGUUCCUAAACCUAUAAAAGUUAUUGAUUUACCAGAAGGUGGUGCUUUAUUUGUGAUGGAACACUUGGACAUGAGAAGUCUCAAUAGACAUGCAGAAAAACUUGGGAUUCAACUGGCUGAUCUUCAUCUUCAUAAUCAAAAGCUUGGGGAGAAGUUGAAGAAAGAUGCAAACGCUAUUGGUAAAAGUGAAGAUCAAAUGGAUAUUCACUUUGUGGAAGAGUUUGGCUUCAAUUCUGUCACUUGUUGUGGUUAUCUUCCACAGGUUAAUGACUGGCAACAGGACUGGGUAAAUUUCUUUACUAGGCAACGAAUUCAGCCUCAGAUGGAUUUGAUUGAGAAGAAUUCAGGAGACAGAGAAGCAAGAGAGCUUUGGGCUCAACUCCAGCUGAAGAUACCCAGUUUGUUUGGUGAACUGAAAAUAGUUCCUGCUCUUUUGCAUGGGGAUCUGUGGGGAGGGAAUGUAGCUGAAGAUGAUUCUGGGCCAGUUAUCUUUGAUCCUGCCUCUUUCUAUGGUCACUCUGAGUAUGAGUUAGCAAUUGCUGGGAUGUUUGGUGGUUUCAGUGGUUCCUUUUAUUCUGCUUACCACAGUAAAAUCCCCAAAGCAGCAGGUUUUGAUAAACGGCUCAAGCUCUACCAACUGUUUCACUACAUGAACCAUUGGAAUCAUUUUGGUGGAGGCUACAGAGGGUCAUCUAUAAAUAUUAUGAAAAAUCUGGUGAAAUGAUUUAUUGUGAAAUUUUAACUCUGCUUGGAAAAAUACAUGGCUUUUCAGCUGCA
Messenger RNA from Python bivittatus (Burmese python), 1152 nucleotides. Lineage: Eukaryota; Metazoa; Chordata; Lepidosauria; Squamata; Pythonidae. The record is from RefSeq and is a predicted model, not a curated record.